Panicum virgatum (switchgrass) is the source of this 1238-nucleotide messenger RNA. RefSeq names its product protein FD-like. Gene Ontology annotation, cellular component: nucleus. The record is from RefSeq and is a predicted model, not a curated record. The transcript has 2 exons. Bases 318 to 752 code for a protein of 144 amino acids. Gene Ontology annotation, molecular function: DNA-binding transcription factor activity. NCBI's taxonomy places the organism in Eukaryota, Viridiplantae, Streptophyta, Magnoliopsida, Poales, Poaceae. Gene Ontology annotation, biological process: positive regulation of DNA-templated transcription.
GCCGUAGGGGGCGUCUGCCAGCUUCAUGAAGCUUCACCGAAGCAAAUGAGUGGACGAGAGCAUUCGAAGCCUUCCGUCAGUUUUGUACUAUUUGCUUCUUUAUUUUGGGAAAAUUUUUGAAUCGCAAAUGUGUGUUUAUUAUGGGACAGAGGGAGUAAACUUUUUCCUUUUUUUUUCUGAAAAUUGGCCAUAAACUUUUUCUUCCCAGCGCUGCAGGCAGUGCUGCUGCUCACUGCUCAGAAACAAGAAGCACUGUGUGUCGAGGCAAGAAGAGAAGCCGGGCCGAGCGCCUCCGAGCGGUGACUGAGAGAGCCAGGAUGGAGCCGCAGCAGGGAGGGGAGCAGCUCGCGUGGGGGCCGACGGGCGCCGGCGCGGCCUGCCUCUGCCCCGCCGCCGUGGCAUCGUCAGCCGCGGGUAACGUGUUCCCCCGCCAGGUGCUGGAGCAGGAGAUGCUGCGCCGCGCCGAGCAGCAGCUGCAGCUGCAGGUCGGCGGCGGCGGCGGCGGCGACCGUCGGAGGGAGCGGAAGAUGAAGAACCGCGAGUCGGCGGCGCGGUCCCGCCUGCGGAGGAUGGCGUACGUGAGCGAGCUGGAGAAGGAGGUGAGCCUCCUCCGCGCCGAGAAAGAGGAGCUCGCCAAGCUCUGCCAGGAGCUCAAGGAGGCCGCCGCGGACGAGGCGCCGGCGUCGGCGCCGGGGAAGAGGGCUGCUGCAGCUCCACGGCGGCUGCAGAGGACGGCGUCCGCGCCGUUCUAGCAAGGCCCCGGCUGGACCGCUAGGCAGCGACGGCCUACGGCUGCCUUUUUUCCCUGUAGCAAUAGCGCAUUUCACUGUAGCAGUACCAGCUGGUGCAGUGCCGUGCUCUCAGUAGCAGCGCCAGCCGCGGCUGGUAACCAGCGAACCGAACAGGGCCGAUCGACAAGGUUUUUGGUGCAGUGUGAAUCGAUCUACUGUCCUGCUGUGUUCAUUUGUUCGUCGAUGAGCAAGGGAGAUUCAUCGAGUGUUGGUAGUAUAGUUAUUAGCUAGUGCUGCAGCAGGUGUAGUUAGCUUGUUCAGUUGUUUCGUCGCUGUUUGUUCUUGUUGCGGCGUCGCCGCAACGUCCGUCCCCCUACGGCGGGGAUGGAAGGGAGGGCUCUGUGCCUGUCUGGACAGAAAUGGUAAAUGCCGGUUCCUGCGACACGCCACGUUUCGGGGAAGAGGCCGAUGAAUGGCGUUUUGUCCUCAUGUUACUUUCACCGUUAA